AUGCAGGGAGGCACAUCAGGCCAUGUAUCACUAGGGUUUGCAUUCUUGAUCAUAGGAAUGUGGCACCUCUUCAACUCCAUCAAGCACCACUCUCUCCACCCAAAAACCUUCAUUUCCCUCCCAUGGUUCCCUGUCCCAAGAUUCAAAUACCUAGAGCCCAUCACCAUCAUCUUGGUCACAUCUGUCUUCAUAAUCUCGGAGCUUUUCGCCGGCGGCGGGCGCCCCGCCACAGCACCCAAUAACCUCCGCCACCUGGAGCACUCCAUCAUCGCUAUCUCCUUCUCCCUCUACGCCGUCUUUGCCGUCCUCUUCGACAGGAUUGCCGCCCCGCUGCCCGCCCAGCGGGUGCUCCUCCACCUGCUCCAGGCGGCGGCGUUCGCGCAGCAGCUCCUCAUCCUCCACCUCCACUCCACCGACCACGCCGGCGUCGAGGGGCAGUACCACUGGCUCAUGCAGAUCGUCACGCUCGUGACGCUGAUCGCCACCAUCUCCGUCGCCGGAAACCCCGCGAGCUUCCUGAGCUCGUUCGUGAGAGGGUUUUCUGUGAUUUUUCAAGGGAUUUGGCUGGUGGUCAUGGGGUUUAUGCUGUGGACGCCGGAGUGGAUGCCGGAGGGCUGCUUCUUGAAGGCGGAGGCGGUGCUGUGCCACGGCGAUCGGGCUCUGCGGCGGGCUAAGGCGUUGGUGAAUCUGCAGUUUGGAUUGUAUCUGAUAGCUUUAACGGUGUGUGCGAUGGUGUUUUACUUGGUUGUGAUAAAGUUUUACCCUCAAGAAAAAGCUGAGUAUCGCUCGUUGAUGACCAAGUUUGACGACGAAGAGGAGGGAGAUUAA
Molecule: messenger RNA, 828 nt
Organism: Salvia miltiorrhiza (redroot sage)
Lineage: Eukaryota; Viridiplantae; Streptophyta; Magnoliopsida; Lamiales; Lamiaceae
Exons: 1
Coding region: 1-828 (275 amino acids)
Source: RefSeq, a predicted model, not a curated record